Molecule: messenger RNA, 1019 nt
Organism: Trematomus bernacchii (emerald rockcod)
Lineage: Eukaryota; Metazoa; Chordata; Actinopteri; Perciformes; Nototheniidae
Gene: mrpl47
Product: mitochondrial ribosomal protein L47
Exons: 7
Coding region: 11-790 (259 amino acids)
Biological process (GO): mitochondrial translation
Cellular component (GO): mitochondrial ribosome; mitochondrial large ribosomal subunit
Molecular function (GO): structural constituent of ribosome
Source: RefSeq, a predicted model, not a curated record
UAGGGGAAAGAUGGCGGCGUCCUCUUCAGCAGGACGCGUUUUGACUCUUUGCAAGCAGUUUCAAAAUGUCUUUAGGAUAUCUUCUGCGAUAAAUACUAAGCAUUGUACUGCCACUUUGACCCGAUGCCAGCCUCAUCUGUACAGGGAAACGUCCCCUCUCGCUGCCCUGUCUUGGUGCAGUCCUGUCAGCGCUGUGAGUCAGUGUCGAGCCCUGCACACCACCGUCAGCAGGAGAGGGCUGAACGAGUUCUUCGACCUGCCUGAGAACUGGGGAGAGAACAACGUGAAGUCAGGUGCACCAUGGACUGCCAAACAACUGAGGACGAAGAGCAAUGAGGAUUUGCACAAACUCUGGUAUGUGCUGUUGAAAGAAAAGAACAUGCUGCUCUCACUUGAACAGGAGUCGAGAAGGCAAAGGCUUCAGAUGCCAAGUCCAGAAAGAAUAAGGAAGGUGAACCGGUCCAUGUUCCGCCUGGAGACGGUGGUGAAGGAGAGAGAGACUGCGCUGCGGCUGCUGCAGACCGGACAGGAGAAAGGCAGACCAGGAGCCUGGAGGAGGAACAUAUUUGGAUACUCCUACUGGUAUCGCUACAAAGAAUAUGCUAUUCCUUGGUACAUGAACAAGAGGUAUAAGCAAAAGAGGUUCUUCACACCCAAGUUUGUCCAACCACACAUAAGGCUGCGCUUGGAGAAGCAUCUCCGAGGGAAGGCCAGGGAGACCUCCUUACAGAGGGGAAAUCGGUCGAAACUUAAGGAGAAGUUCCCUCAAAUGAAAGUUUCUGCAUCGUAAAAAAAUUCAAAUGCACUUUUUACAAUCAAGGAGUUUUGACAGCCGCAUCUAUCUGCAAAGUUAGAAUUCAAUUUAUAUCUGCUCGUGUCAAAUAACUGAGUUAUCUGAAACCGUGUCCUAUGUUGAGUAUGAGUGCAUUUGUCCAGCUGUUUGAUCCUGGAAGAUAAAUUAUUCUACAUCCCCCUGAAAUCUUUUUUUUUUAACUUACUAUUAAAAUAUAUGCAUUGAG